Messenger RNA from Morus notabilis, 2726 nucleotides. RefSeq lists its product as uncharacterized. The record is from RefSeq and is a predicted model, not a curated record. Bases 437 to 2662 code for a protein of 741 amino acids. The transcript is spliced from 4 exons. NCBI's taxonomy places the organism in Eukaryota, Viridiplantae, Streptophyta, Magnoliopsida, Rosales, Moraceae.
UCCUAGAGAGAGAAACAGAAGAAGGCAAAGAGGAGAAAGACGAAGAAGGAAGGAGAUAGAUAACGAUAUUAGGAAACCCUAGGAGGAGAAAGAGAAUCAGAAUAACUUGUUGUAGAGAGGGAAACAGAGAGGAGAGAGAGAGUUUCUUCUUCUUCUUCUUCUUCUUCUUCUGUUCUUCCUCUUCUUCUUGCUGAUCUGAUUUCGGAGAAGAAAAUCCAACGCGGUUCGCUUUUCUGCUUCAGAUUCUUGUCGGAGAGGGAUAUCGGAUUGCCGUUCGGUUGAGACGGCGGGCUUGUUGUUGGGCAGGGCGGGGAGUUUUAGGGAGAUCCGGAGGCGGCGACGGUUGAUUUUGGGAGUUUUUGUUAGGGUUUGUGAGGAGGAAGGUUUUUGAUUGGGGGGCGGGGCCGUGGCUGCCCAUGCGAUUGUGUUUGUUUUGAUGCCGCCUGAACGAUUGCCUUGGGAUCGGAAGGACUUCUUCAGGGAGAGGAAGUACGAGAGGUCGGAGUCCGUUGGCUCCGUCGCCAGAUGGAGGGACUCAUCCCAUCACGGUUCCCGCGACCUCAAUCGCUGGGGAUCUGCAGAUUUUCGGAGACCUUUAGGUCAUGGUAAGCAGGGUGGUUGGCACUUUUUCCCUGAGGAGUCUGGCCAUGGGUAUGCACCUUCUCGGUGCAGUGAGAAGGUGCUGGAAGAUGAGAACUACCGGUCUUCUAUUUCGCGCCGGGAAGGGAAAUAUGGCAGGAAUAGUAGAGAAAAUAGAGGGUCUUACAACCAAAGAGAAUGGAGAGGUCACUCUUGGGAAAGCAAUGGGUUUUCAAACACGCCAGGAAGAGCACACGAUCUGAACAAUGAACUAAAGUCACGUGAUGAAAUGCCAGCAUAUUCGUCUCAUUCGAAUGGUGGCUUUGGGAACACGUGGGAUCAGAUUCAGUUGAAAGACCAACAUGAUAGAAUCGGUGGCUCUAAUGGGUUGGUCACAGGCCAGAAAUGUGACAGGGAGAAUUCUCUGGGCUUGAAUGAUUGGAAGCCUAUCAAGUGGACUCGAUCUGGAAGCUUGUCUUCACGAGGUUCGGGUUUCAGCCAUUUGAGUAGCUCUAAGAGUGUUGGGGCUAUAGAUUUAAGUGAAGCAAAGGUUGAAUCUCAGACUAAAAAUGUUACUCCAGUCCAGUCUCCCUUGGGGGAUGCUAAUGCUUGUGUGACAUCCGCCGCACCUUCGGAUGAGACAAAUUCUCGGAAGAAACCACGCCUUGGAUGGGGUGAGGGGUUGGCAAAGUAUGAGAAAAAGAAAGUCGAUGGUCCUGAGGUUAUCUUGAACAAAGAUGAGACUGUAUUUGCUGUCAGCAAUGUGGAACCUUCCCAUUCUUUCAGUUCCAAUUUGGUUGAUAAAAGUCCACGAGUUACAAGUUUUUCAGAUUGUGCAUCCCCUGCUACUCCAUCAUCUGUUGCUUGCAGUUCCUCACCAGGUGUUGAGGAGAAGUCAUUUGGUAAGGCAGCGAAUAGCGAUAAUGAUAUUAGUAAUUUAUGUGGCUCACCUGGUCCUGUGGCUCAGAACCCUUGUGAAGGAUCCCCCUUUAAUUUAGAGAAAUUGGAUUUUAGCUCAGUGGCUAACUUGGGGCCAUCAUUAACUGAGUUGCUACAAUUAGAUGAUCCGAAUUCAAUGGACUCUAGUUUUGUGAGGUCUACUGCAAUGAAUAAGUUGCUUAUAUUGAAGGGUGAAAUUUCAAAGACACUGGAGGUGACUGAAUCUGAAAUUGAUUCACUUGAAAAUGAACUCAAGUCAUUGAACUCCAUUCCUCGAAGCAGUUCUCCAUCAGCUUCCAGUUCUUUGCCUCUGGAGAACAAAUUAAAAUCAAGCGAGGAUCUAGAUAUUACCAAUUCGGUUCCUCGUCCGGCUUUAUUGCAUAUUGUUUCUUCCAGGGAUGCAGUUGUGGAGGAGAUACCUAUUUGCAAUGGCCGCGAGGAAGAAAUUCGCACAAAUAAUAAAGACGAGGAUGUUGAUAGUCCUGGAACUGUGACGUCGAAGUUUGUUGAGCCUCUGUCUUUGGCAAAGAAAGUUUCUUCUUUUGACAUGUUGAAUCAUGUUGCAGAGGACUUGAAUCACAAUCAGUUGUUGAACAAGGAGGUGCAAUGCGCAGUGCAUUCGGGAGGGGGAAAAACUGGUCCUUCCACUUAUGCGGAUGAUGGUAUUCUGACAGAGGUUGAAACAAUUGCACCUAUCUCCAAUUGUAUGGGUUCAUGUACUGAAGGAGAAGAUAUGUUGCAUGGCGCAAUUUUGUUGUGCAAUAAAGAAUUAGCAAAAACAGCACAUGAAGUAUUUAAGAAGCUAUUGCCGAAAGUUGAUGUUAAAUUAGAUUUUUGUAGAUUUGAUAGUGCCUCGUCCUCACAGCAUCAUACACUUGUUAAAGACAAAUUUGCAAUGAGGAAGCGGUUUUUAAAGUUUAAGGAGAGAGUUAUAACCAUGAAGUUCAAAGCCUUUCAACACCUCUGGAAGGAAGACAUGCGUUUGCUAUCUAUAAGGAAAUACCGUGCCAAAUCACAGAAAAAAUUUGAAUUAAGCUUGCGGUCAGUGCAUAAUGGGUAUCAGAAGCAUCGAUCUUCCAUCCGUUCUCGUUUUUCUUCACCUGGUAAGCAAUGGCCUCUUCUUUCCUUUUUAUUUAUUCAUUAAAAAAAAAUAGUUAUAGGUAGUUUUGAUUUUGUUAUCUCGGUAAUAUAAUCAGAAUGUAAUGUUC